Molecule: messenger RNA, 3979 nt
Organism: Epinephelus moara (kelp grouper)
Lineage: Eukaryota; Metazoa; Chordata; Actinopteri; Perciformes; Serranidae
Gene: qsox2
Product: quiescin Q6 sulfhydryl oxidase 2
Exons: 12
Coding region: 1-1875 (624 amino acids)
Biological process (GO): protein folding
Cellular component (GO): Golgi membrane
Molecular function (GO): flavin-dependent sulfhydryl oxidase activity; protein disulfide isomerase activity
Source: RefSeq, a predicted model, not a curated record
AUGCUCCGGUCCUGGUUCAAAGCGGCGGUCGUCCUCUGGCUCGUCCCCAGCUGCGUGGGAGCCGCAGCCCGGCUCCCACCGUCUUUAACUCGUCCUCGGCCUGGCUGGUCCAGUUCUUCUCCUCCUGGUGUGGACACUGCAUCCAGUACUCCAGCACGUGGAAGGCUCUGGCUCAGGACGUCAAAGUACUUCAAGGCUCACAGUCCAGAGACGGACAGAGGGACACCCUACAGAGGUGCAGACAGAGAGAUCCAGUCAGUGAGACAGUUGAUGGUGAACAUCCUGCAGAAUCACACCAAGCUGGACCGACCUGACCACUGUCCUCCUCUGGAACCAUACAGUUCUGUGGAGCUGCUUCCUCUGCUGGGUCAAAGGUCAGAUCACUACACCGCCAUCGUCGUCGAGGAGCCAGACUCCUAUGUAGGACGAGAGGUGAUCCUGGACCUGCUGCAGUACUCAGGUGUGGUGGUGAAGAGAGCUCUGAGCUCAGAUCUCCCCCUGCUGGAUGCUCUGAAGAUCACAACCUUUCCCUCUGUUUACCUGCUGCACCCAAACGCAACACACACACACUUGCACGUUCAGAAGCGGUUGCGUUUCUUCUUCUCCUCCUUGUUGAGGACGUUACCAGGAGUUCAGCGGAGGUUGAAGUUGGGCAGCAGCAGCAGUACCAGUGGAGGCCAGGUGGGGGCGCUGCCAGACAAACACAGCAGUGAGCCCUGGAGAGACUUCGACAGGUCGAAGGUGUACACAGCUGAUCUGGAGACAGCCCUCCACUACCUGCUGAGAGUCGAGCUGGCUACCCAUAAUACCCUGGAGGGGGAGGAGCUUAAGGUCUUCAAGGACUUUGUCACUUUGGUCGCCAAGUUGUAUCCAGGUGGAGGUUCGGUGGUGAAGCUGAUGGAGACGCUCUCUGAUUGGCUGCUCAGUCUGCCGCUGCCACGUAUCCCCUACCAGGCCGUCCUGGACCUGGUGGACAACAAGAUGAGGAUCUCAGGUGUGUUCCUGGGGGCGGAGCUUCGUUGGGUUGGUUGCCAGGGCAGCAGGGCGGGGCUUCGAGGUUACCCAUGUUCUCUCUGGACUCUGUUCCACGUCCUGACCAUCCAGCAUGACGCCAUGCCCACCGCACUGGAGAACUCAGGUCUGGAGGGCGAGGCGGCCCCGGUGCUGCAGGUGAUGCGUCGUUACAUCAGGACGUUCUUCGGCUGUGAGGAGUGCGGUCGAAACUUUGAACAGGCGGCGGCCGUCAGUAUGGAGCGAGUCCACAGCCGAGAGGAGCAAAUCCUGUGGCUGUGGAACCAACACAACAGGGUCAACUACAGGCUGGCAGGCUCUCUGAGUGAUGACCCCCUCUUCCCUAAAGCUCCGUGGCCGAGCCCCUCCCUCUGCUCCUCCUGCCACGAGGAGAAAAACGGCGUCCACAUCUGGAACCAGGACAACGUCCUCCUCUUCCUCAGACAACACUACGGAGCCUCCAACCUGUCCCCCAAAUACUCCCUGACCCCCCCACGACUCCCCGCACCUCCUCCAAAUCCUGAUCCUGCACAGACCACCCAGCCUCAGGAGGAGCACCGAGGAGGAGGAGGAGAGAGGAAGGAGGCAGAGAAGAGAGCUGAGGAGCAGCGGGAGCCUCAACCAGGACACCAGGCCGUCAGGGGGGAGGACAGGGAGGAGGUCCUGAGCCUGGGUGGAGGAAGAGGAGCAGCAGAAGGAGGAGGAGGAGGUGUUUGGAUCCUGGGUCUGGGUUUUAACAGUGUGGACAUGAGUCUGUGUGUGGUCCUGUACGUCUGCUCCUGCCUCUUCCUCAUGCUCCUCUUCUUCUUCUUCAAAGUCCGAUCCAGGAGGUGGAAACUCCGAUACUCCCGCCUCCACGUGUGACCAGGACCCGUCUGACCAGGACCCGUCUGACCAGGACCAGACUGGAGCUCUGGAGGUGUCCAGGUGUGUCUGAGGGUCACCUGUCAGUCAGGUGUGUCUCACCUGUGUUGGUGACACACCUGACAGGUUUUGGGUUUCAGUGGCUCAGAUGUGGAACCUGGUCUCGACUUGUUGUAUUUAUAGAACCUGUUUUAAACUGGACCGUGUGACCAGGUGUGUGUUCACCUGUGUGUCGUACCUGGAUCUAAUUGUCAUGGCGACAGACCAGUGGGACUCUGGGACAGAACAGGACCACGCUGGUUCUGCUGUGUUCACUUUGUGCCAAAUGUUUUACCUGCUGACAGAUGAUACACCUGUCCUCUCAGGCCCCGCCUCCAUCUGCACAAAUACUGGACUGUGUGUAUGUGUUCUUGUACUUGCUACAUAGUGGGGACAAAGUGUUCUUAUCCACAGAGUGAGGACAUUUGGUCCUUACAUCUGCAAAGACCUGUUGGAGGGUUAAGACCAGGUUUUUGGUGUCAGGUUACCUUUAGGAUUUAGUUUAGUGUCAGGGUAAGGGUCUAGGGAAUGCACCAUGUCAACAAGGGUCCUCACAAAAAUAAAAGUACAAGAAUGUGUGUAUGUAAGUACUUGUUCAUGUACAUAGUGGGGACCAAGCAUUUUUAACGACAGUGAGGACAUUUUGUCCAGUCCUGAUUUCUUCAAAGCUCUCUUAGAGGGUUAGGACAAGAUGUUAGGGUUCAGGUCAUCUUUAGGUCUAGGGUAGUGUUAGGGCUGAGUUUAGACAUGUAAUUGUUAAGAUUAAGAUUAAGGUAAGGGACCAGGGAAUGCAUUAUGUCGACGAGGGUCCUCACAAAGAUACAAGUACAAGUGUGUGUGUGUGUGUGUGUGUUCCUCUAAACUGUGAAACAUGGAGCCGUCCUGAUAAACGAAUCUCUGCAGACAGACGAUUGAUUGAUUUGAAGUAUUAUGGAUCGGUCAGGUGUGUGUCAUGGUGGAGGUGGCGCCCCCCUGUGGUGACUGCUGAAAAAUAUCAAAGUUUAGAUUUGUAAAAGAAUAUUAAAGAUGUUUUUUUUAAGACAAACAAAACUUAAAAACUAGAGUUAAUAUUUGAGAAUUUGAAAGAAAAUUUAAAAAAAAACGUCAGCUGAGAAUUUUUAUUUUUUUAUGUUCCAUAUUUUAACAUGAACACAUAAAAUCUUCCACUUUUUAACCUCCCCCACUCUGUAUGACAUUUUAGACGUUAAACUUUAUGGCACAUUAAAUGAGCUUCAGUUACAUCUUCAAACUCAAGAAUAAAUUGUUCGGCCGCAUGAAGAAGACAGGACACAGAAAUACAAAAAUAAUUUUAAAUCAUAAAUUAUGAACGUAUAAAUGUUGAGGUCAGUCUGAGGGUUUAAUUUGAUCUCCAACACCAGUGUUUGUUGAGAGCAGCCGCCGUCACCGCCAGUAAAAACUCUGUAAACAAAAACAAAAGUCUGAUGCUGAUGAUGUGAUGUCACUCAGUGAAGUCACUCAGUGAUGUCACUCAGUGAUGUCACUGCUGUCUGAACUCUAAACAUAAACAUUUUAUGAAACAUCUGGAACAUCUGAUUGUGAUGAAGGUCAUGUGACUAUUUCAGAGGUGACCUCAUCACAACCCACCUGAACACAAAGGUACUCAGGUAUUUAUUUCCCCCAUUUAUUAUUACUUUUUAAAUAUUUUUUGAUAAUACUUUUAAGAAAAUUGUAUUUCUGUAACAUUACAUAAUUUUCCCGGCCUGAAUGAUCCUCCGUACUUUGUGUGCUGAACAGUGUGUAUCCUGAUGUGUGUGUGUCAGAUGUGUUUGAGGCCUGCAGUGAUUCUCAGCGUUGAUUUAUUUAUUUAUUUCCCGGUUUUAUUUCCUGCUGCAGAUAUUUGUGACGAUGAGUCACAAGCUGCUGAGGAUUCCCUCGACGAUCCUCCAGAUAAAAACGGUUCAGUCUCUGUGGAUGUUUUUAUCAGCUGAUGCCUGAACGCACCGUCCUCCUGCCUCUGUUCAGAUUCUUUCACUUCCUGUUGUUGUGAUUGGUUAUGUUAAUGAGAUGUAAAUAAUCCGUCUGAAUAAAUCAUGUCGCAGCUCAA